Botrytis cinerea B05.10 is the source of this 3707-nucleotide messenger RNA. RefSeq names its product Bcpff1 (gene Bcpff1). Gene Ontology annotation, molecular function: metalloexopeptidase activity. Bases 244 to 3393 code for a protein of 1049 amino acids. Gene Ontology annotation, biological process: proteolysis. The transcript has a single exon. The record is from RefSeq and is a predicted model, not a curated record. NCBI's taxonomy places the organism in Eukaryota, Fungi, Ascomycota, Leotiomycetes, Helotiales, Sclerotiniaceae.
GAUCGCCAAAGCUUACAGCUUGGAACGAAUCAGUUCUAUCAAUUCCUAUCAAUUCCUAUCAUUUCAUCAUUUCAUCAUUUCAUCAGACUUCUCUACAUUCCAAUAUAGACUUCAAAUUACAACCUAUAAUCCAACCUCUCAAUUGCGAUACCCUAAGAUGGCUUUUUGACUGCUUCUAAUUAAUCCUCAACACCAACGAAAGCAAUACUUGGAAACCUACCGUUCUUCUCCGUACGGCUCACCAUGAAAUGCUACAAUCCUUCUGCGUUUGUUCCUAUGGCGGUUACAUUGGUGACCGUCAUAAUUUAUCUCGGCGUCUUCAUACCUCUCCUCAUCAUUCAAGAGACUGUACCUUCAGCUCCUGACGAUCCUACUCUUUACAAUGGCUUAAAUCUUACCGAAGCAUGGCUCGAUCUUCAAAGCUUGAGCGAUGGCUACCAUCCUUUCAAUAGUCGCAAGAAUGACGAUGUGCGAAAUUGGUUGUUGAAGAGGAUUGGUGAGAUACUUGAUCAUAAUCAGAUUCAGUAUUCUACAGAAACCGAGAGCGCCACUAUCUCUGAGACUCAAAUCAAGUCGGACUUCGACGCAGAAGCUCCCGAGUCGGUUCCUAGUCCUAGUAACUCCAAUGACGGUUCUGCAGAACGCUACCAUGAGGAUCUACGAGCACGUAAAGAAUCGCCUGCCGUUACAGUAUUCAAUGAUUUACGAUCAAAUUACUCUAGCAAUGCUCUCACCAGUAUUGGAGUCAAAGGACGAAAGCUCGGGAUAAGCACAUACUUUGAAGGAAAUAAUAUCAUCUGUUAUGUCCGCGGCAGUGAUGAUGAAGAGGGAGAGUGGUGGAAGACUGGAUCCGUUAAUUCUAAAGGAAAAGUUCAUGGCAAAGGCGGUGUUAUGGUCAAUGCCCAUUUCGAUAGUGUCUCGACCGGCUUUGGAGCUACAGACGAUGGAGUUGGAGUUGUUACAGCACUUCAAUUGAUCCGCUAUUUCACGACACCGCAAAAUGUACCACAGAAAGGCUUCGUUGCCCUGUUCAAUAACGGUGAAGAGGACGGUUUAUAUGGUGCGAAAGCAUUUUUGUCACAUCCAAUGGCAAGAUUUGUUCAUACUUUCUUAAAUCUGGAAGGUGCUGGUGCUGGUGGUAGAGCUACCUUGUUCCGGAGUACAGAUUCCGAGGUCACUCGAGCUUAUGCGCACGCCAAACAUCCUUUUGGAACCGUUGUUAGUUCGGACGGAUUUUCAUUAGGAUAUGUGAGAAGUGAAACCGAUUAUGUUGUUUUCCGAGCAGAAGGUUACCGUGGAUUGGACGUUGCUUUUUGGCAACCAAGAUCUCAAUACCAUACCGAUCAAGAUGAUGCUAAGCACACCUCGAUAGACUCAUUAUGGCACAUGUUAUCGGCAUCUGUUGCCACUACUCGAUCUCUUACCAAGGAUACUGGCAAUACAUUUUUGGGACCACGUGGUGACGACAAAGUCGGAAAAGUCAGCAACGGAAAAGGUUCUGAUGGUGUUUGGUUCGACAUAUUUGGCACUGUUUUUGCAGUAUUCAAGUUGAGAACUCUCUUUGCUUGGUCACUAACUUUACUCAUUGCCGCUCCAUUGAUGCUCUUCGCCGUUUCAUAUCUUCUUAAUCGACAAGACAAAUUUUACUUCUUUGCUGGAUCUAUUAAGGCUAAAGGUCCUGAAGACGAACCCAUUUCUCUCGGCGGAUGGCGUGGUGCCUUUCGCUAUCCUAUCACUCUAAUCAUUACCUGUGCCAUUACCUUUGGUUGCGCAUCGCUGAUUAACAAAAUCAAUCCUAUGAUUGUCUACUCUUCUCCGUACUCUGUAUGGAGUAUGUCUGCGAGUUUAUUCUUCUCGAUAUUCUGGUUCAUCAUGGCUGGUUGCAAUUUUGUUAGACCAUCUGCGCUUCAAAGAGGCUAUGCCUUUAUGUGGUUGUUCGUGUUCGGUUGGAUUAUUCUUGUGGCUGCUACAGUAUAUGAAGAUCGCUUCAAAAUAAGCGGUGGUUAUUUGUUUGUGUUUUACGAAGCUGCAAUUUUCCUUGCUACCUUGAUCGCCAUUGGUGAACAAUUUGCAUUGCCUAAAAAAUCUACAUACGUUGAGAAUUCUCAACUUGACCAUGACGGCAAUCAAGAUUCUCACCAUCAAGCCGUGAUGGGUACUGAUGGAGCUAAUGGGGCUGAUGAAGCUAAUGCUAGCAAUGAAGCGGGACAAGAAGAAGACCCAGAAGAUAAUGUGAACGAUCUAGCAGUUCCUCACGAGACAACUCCACUUAUUGGAGGUGGAGCACCUACUCAGCGCUCUUCAAUCAGCACCACUUUCGCUAAUCGAUAUCGACAAGUUGUUCCAGAAUCAUAUGAUGGGCCAGCUGAUCAUCAUGAUAAAAAAGGUCAUAAGAAACAUCCUUAUGGAGGCGAACAGGACUGGUCUGCUAAAUUACCUAUCUGGACUUGGCUGGUUCAAUAUCUCCUUGUUGGACCAUUUAUACUGAUUGUUGUUGGACAAGUUGGUCUAUUCUUAGUAGCUGCUCUACAUCAAACGGGAACUGAUGGUAGUCCACUUCUUCUACCAUACCUGGUUGUUGCUGUAUUUUCCAUUCUAUUAUUACUUCCAGUAACACCCUUCAUUCAUCGACUGACACAUCAUAUGCCAACAUUCUUCUUCCUGGUAUUCAUUGGAACUCUCAUCUACAAUCUUGUCGCCUUCCCUUUCUCGCCUAAUAAUCGAUACAAAGCAUAUUUCCAACAAACUGUUGACCUUGAUACUGGCCUUAAUAAAGUUACGAUUGUAGGAAUCGAACAAUAUAUUCGCGAAAUCAUUGCCUAUAUCCCAAGCGCAGCAGGUCAAACCAUCAAUUGUGAAGAAAAUCCUCGAAUUCGUUCUGGACUCUCGUUUUGCUCUUACGAAGGCAUUGCUCCUCGAGUGGUUGAUAAUGUUGUGGAUGGCAUUCCACCUGAGAAGGGAUAUACAGAUUGGCUCACGUAUAAUGUUACCAGAGUUCCAAACGAAAACAAGGCUACAUUCCAUAUCUCGGGUCUUGAAACUCGGGCUUGUAUUCUAAGAUUUGAUGAUCCAUUUUCAGAAUUCAAAGUUCAUGGUGGAGCGAAAACGGAAGAGAGAUGGGAUGAUGUACCGGAUAGUGGAAGUGAUCAAAUUAAAUUGUGGAGUCGAGAUUGGAAUAAGGAAUGGAAGGUAGAUGUGGAAUGGGCAGUAGGAGAAGAUAUGAAACCGGGUGAGGAGGGUAGAACAGGAAGAGUAGUUUGUUUGUGGAGUGAUGCUAACGAGAGAGGAGUUAUUCCUGCGUUGGAUGAAGCGAGGAGAUUUAGUCCUGAUUGGACAAGUGUUGUUAAAUUGAUGGAUGGGCUGGUGGAGGGUAGUAAGAGGUUUGUUGUUUAGGGCUUGGGGUGGAGGGGGAUGAGAGAAUUUGACAAUUCUUAUGGAAUGAGGAAGGAGAGGAAGAGGGGAAAUUAACAGGCAGGCGUUAUUUGGACGAGAGAGAAGUACUAGAGUUUUUGAAGGGUAAGAUAAGAUGAUACGAUGAGUAUUUUUAACUGAAUGAGUGUACGUUAAUGAGAAUGAGAAUGAAAUAAUUGGACUUGAUGAACUAUGCGAUUAGUGAUUUGAGAGAGAAGUUCAAAGGGGUAGGAAUGAGUUGAAGUAUAGGAGAAGGUAGAGAAGAAUUUGAUACUGUUUGUUGGUUUGGUUGUUGA